This is a messenger RNA of Gadus morhua (Atlantic cod), 7264 nucleotides long. RefSeq names its product neurexin 3a (gene nrxn3a). The record is from RefSeq and is a predicted model, not a curated record. Lineage: Eukaryota; Metazoa; Chordata; Actinopteri; Gadiformes; Gadidae. The transcript is spliced from 24 exons. The coding region runs from base 801 to 5234 and encodes 1477 amino acids.
UGUGUGUACGUGUGUGAGUGUGUGUGUGUGUGUGUGUGUGUGUCUGUGUGUGCGUUUGUGUGCAUUCCUGUCCAGCAGCCAGUCGCAUCUAGCGAGGCUCUCCGUGUGAUGAACAUCUCGGUACUUGAGGACCUUGUCGUUUUUGGAGGAAAAGGAACAGACACAGCAGGCUUUGUUUUGUUGUUUAACGCUGGACUGUGAUCACUGGAGUUACCCCUGGGAUUUUAUGCACUGUCUUUUUCUUUCUUGAUCCAUCGGUGCUGAGUAAUGGAACGGAUGGAGGCCAGAAGAACCCCCAUGAAGCCCAGUCCCCAGGUGACAACAUGAAGGAGACCGCUCCCCAGAGAGCCAGCGGAGUCCUCCUCAUCAGACCUUGCACCAUGAGUCUCAAUCUGCUUUAGAGCCCAACCUGGACAGGAGCCCUCCGUUCUGUUCCUCUCUCUCCCGGCCUCUCCUUUCCUCUGCCCUUCCCUUUCGCCACACAUUCCCUCAAGCCUCCGUUGGCCCCAACCCGCCUGGGCCCUCUGCUCCUGUGAAUGGCCUUAAGACUGUUAACGACAAAGACUGUUCUCCCCCCCGUCCCACUGAAUAAAUACCUAUUUUUUUUAAAAUAAAUUACACUAAGUGUGUAUAUAAAUAUAUAUAUAUAUAUAUCUAUAUCUCUGUGGACAUACUUUUGGAUAUAUCUUUGGAUAGUAACUUCACAAACGGGAUCUAAUUUGAUCCGACUUCAGUGACCAGAGUUCCAUGCUAACAGACCUAGCGGGAUUACGCUCUGCUCUGCCAUCCCUUGCCACAACAUGGACGUCCUGGCGUUUUGUCUGAGGCUGCAGACCGUCCUGGGCGCCUUGCUCGGCGCGGCCUCGGGCCUCGAGUUCCUGGGCACCUCGGGCCAGUGGGCGCGCUACCUCCGCUGGGACGCCAGCACGCGCGGCGACCUCAGCCUGCGCUUCAAGACCGGCGCCUCGGAGGCGCUGCUGCUCUACUUCGACGACGGCGGCUACUGUGACUACCUGCAGCUGGCGGUGGCGGAGGGACGGCUGCGGCUGCGCUUCAGCAUCGACUGCGCCGAGACGGCGGUGGUGUCGGACCGGCGCGUGGACGACGGCCGCUGGCACCUGGCCGCGCUGAGCCGGCUCAACCUGCGCACGGCGCUGGUGCUGGACGGCCAGGCCAAGGCGGACGAGGUGCGGCCCCAGCGGCAGUACAUGAAGAUCGUCAGCGACCUGUUCCUGGGAGGCGUGCCCCAGGACAUCCGCCCCGAGGCCCUCACGCUGCCCACCGUCCGCGACGCCGCGCCCUUCCGCGGGGCGGUCGCCGACCUGACGUACGGCAGCUCUGAGCCCGUGCUGCUGGGCAGCCUGCGGGUGGCGCUGGAGUCGGAGGGCCGCUGCACGGUCAACCGCUGUGAGAACGGCGGCAGCUGCCUGGUGGUGGACCGGGAGCCCUACUGCGACUGCUCCAAGACCGAGUACAAGGGCCGCUUCUGCAACGAAGGGGUCAACAACAAAAUGCCAGGCCUCGCGCAUAUGAUAGCCGAACAAGCUAAAAGCAAAGCGAGGGAGGAGAACGUGGCCACGUUCCGCGGCUCCGAGUACUUCUGCUACGACCUGUCCCAGAACCCCAUCCAGAGCAGCAGCGACGAGAUCACGCUGUCCUUCAAGACCUGGCAGCGCAACGGCCUCAUCCUCCACACCGGCAAGUCGGCGGACUACGUGAACCUGGCGCUGAAGGACGGCGCCGUGUCCCUGGUCAUCAACCUGGGCUCCGGCGCCUUCGAGGCCAUCGUCGAGCCCGUCAACGGCAAGUUCAACGACAACGCCUGGCACGACGUCAAGGUCACCCGCAACCUCCGACAGGUGACGAUCUCGGUGGACGGGAUCCUGACCACGACGGGCUACACCCAGGAGGACUACACCAUGCUUGGCUCCGACGACUUCUUCUACGUGGGGGGCAGCCCCAGCACCGCUGACCUGCCGGGGUCCCCCGUCAGCAACAACUUCAUGGGCUGUCUGAAGGAGGUGGUGUACAAGAACAACGACAUCCGCCUGGAGCUGUCCCGGCUGGCCCGCAUCGUGGACCCCAAGAUGAAGAUCCAGGGCGAGGUGUCGUACCGCUGCGAGAACGUGGCCACCCUGGACCCCAUCUCCUUCGAGACCCCCGAGGCCUUCAUCAGCCUGCCCAAGUGGAACACCAAGCGGAUGGGCUCCAUCUCCUUCGACUUCCGCACCACCGAGCCUAACGGCCUCAUCCUCUUCACCCACGGCAAGCCCCAGGAGCGCAAGGAGAGCGCCAAGAGCCAGAAGAUCACCAAGGUGGACUUCUUUGCGGUGGAGCUGCUGGACGGCAGCCUGUACCUGCUGCUGGACAUGGGCUCCGGGACCAUCAAGGUGAAGGCCACCCAGAACAAGGUCAACGACGGGGCCUGGUACCACGUGGACAUCCAGAGGGACGGACGCUCAGGCACCAUCUCGGUGAACAGCCAGCGCAUUCCCUUCACCGCCAGCGGGGAGAGCGAGAUCCUGGACCUGGAGGGGGACAUGUACCUGGGAGGGCUGCCCACAGACCGGGCCAACCUCAUCCUGCCCACCGAGCUGUGGACCGCCAUGCUCAACUACGGCUACGUGGGCUGCGUGCGCGACCUGUUCAUCGACGGCCGCAGUAAGGACAUCCGGCAGAUCGCCGAGGCCCAGAACGGCGCCGGCAUCAAGCCUUCCUGCAACAAACUGGCGGGAAAGCAGUGUGAGAGCUACCCCUGCAAGAACCGCGGCGUGUGCAAGGAGGGCUGGAACCGCUUCAUCUGCGACUGCACCGGAACCGGCUUCUGGUCGCGCACCUGCGACAGAGAGUCCUCGGUGCUGUCGUACGACGGCAGCAUGUACAUGAAGGUGGUGAUGCCCACCGUGAUGCACACGGAGGCGGAGGACGUCAGCCUGCGCUUCCGCUCCCAGCGCGCCUACGGCAUCCUCAUGGCAACCACGUCGCGCGACUCGGCUGAUACGCUGCGUCUGGAGCUGGACGGCAGCCGCGUCAAACUCACCGUCAACCUAGACUGUAUCAGGAUAAACUGUAACUCCAGCAAAGGACCAGAGACUCUGUAUGCUGGGCAAAAACUCAAUGAUAAUGAGUGGCACACAGUCCGGGUGGUCCGCAGAGGGAAACUCUACAAGCUUACGGUUGACGAUGAUGUAGCAGAAGGGCAGAUGGCCGGCGACCACACCCGCCUGGAGUUCCACAACAUCGAGACGGGCAUCAUGACCGAGCGCCGCUUCGUCUCCAGCAUCCCCUCCAGCUUCAUCGGCCACCUGCAGAGCCUAAGGUUCAACGGUAUGUUCUACAUCGACCUGUGUAAGAACGGCGACAUCGACUACUGCGAGCUCAACGCCCGCUUCGGCGUGCGCUCCAUCAUCGCCGACCCCGUGACCUUCAAGAGCAAGAGCAGCUACCUGAGCCUGGCCACGCUGCAGGCCUACACCUCCAUGCACCUCUUCUUCCAGUUCAAGACCACCUCCCCCGACGGCUUCAUCCUCUUCAACUCGGGCGACGGCAACGACUUCAUCGCCGUGGAGCUGGUGAAAGGGUACAUCCACUACGUGUUUGACCUGGGGAACGGGCCCAACCUCAUCAAGGGCAAGAGCGACAUGGCCCUUAACGACAACCAAUGGCACAAUGUGGUCAUCACCCGGGACAACAGCAACACCCACACGCUGAAGGUCGACGCCACGGCAACCAGCCAGAGCAUCAAUGGCGCCAAGAACCUCGACCUGAAAGGAGACCUGUUCAUCGCGGGCCUGGGCCCCGGGAUGUACAGCAGCCUGCCCAAGCUGGUGGCGUCGCGGGAGGGCUUCCAGGGAUGCCUGGCCUCCGUGGACCUGAACGGCCGGCUGCCCGACCUGCUGAGCGACGCUCUGUUCCGCAGCGGGCAGAUCGAGCGCGGCUGCGAAGGUCCCAGCACCACCUGCCAGGAGGACUCCUGUGCCAACAUGGGCAUCUGCAUCCAGCAGUGGGAGAACUACACCUGUGACUGCUCCAUGACCUCCUACACCGGAACGCAGUGCAACGACCCUGGGACGACGUACAUCUUCGGGAAGGGCGGCGGGCUCAUCACCUUCAGGUGGCCGGCCAACGAGAGGCCGAGCACCCGCAGCGACCGGCUCACCGUGGGCUUCAGCACCUCGCUGAAGGAGGGCAUCCUGGUGCGCAUCGACAGCGCGCCCGGACUGGGGGACUACCUCAUGCUGCACAUACAACAAGGAAAGAUCGGGGUGACGUUCAACAUCGGUACGGUGGACAUCGUGGUCCAGGAGACGAGCACACCUGUGAACGAUGGGAAGUACCACGUGGUGCGCUUCAUCAGGAACGGAGGCAACGCCACGCUGCAGGUGGACAACUGGUCCAUCAACGAACACUUCCCAACAGGGAGCAGUGACAUUGAACGCUAUCACAUGGCCAAUAAGAAAAUUCCUUUCAAAUACGCCAGACCAGUAGAAGAGUGGCUACAAGAAAAAGGGCGGCAGCUGACCAUCUUCAACACCCAGGCCAGCGUGGCCCUCGGGGGCAGCGACCGCGCCCGGCCCUUCCAGGGCCAGCUCUCCGGCCUCUACUACAACGGCCUCAAGGUGCUCAACCUGGCGGCCGAGGGCAACGCCAACGUCAAGAUCAACGGCAGCGUGCGCCUGGUGGGCGACGGCCCCGGCUCCGGGGGCUCCGGGGGCUCCGGGGGCCCCGGCCGCUCCACCGCCACGCCCCCGGAGAUGUCCACCACCUUCAUCGAGACCACCACCACCAUGUCCACCACCACCACACGCAAACAUCGCUCCUCCCCCACGGUGCAGCACUCCACGGACGAGAUCGUGUCCUCCGCAGAGUGCUCCAGUGACGACGAGGACCUGGAGGAGUGUGAGACCGGCCAUGCAGGUGGGCUAGCGCUCCCCACCGGUCCUGGCGUCAGGCGCGUCCCAGGCUCGGCGGAGGUCCUCCGCGAGGCCAGCAGCACCACCGGGAUGGUCGUCGGGAUAGUGGCGGCCGCCGCCCUGUGCAUCCUCAUCCUGCUGUACGCCAUGUACAAGUACAGGAACAGGGACGAGGGCUCCUACCAGGUGGACGAGAGCCGCAACUACAUCACCAACUCGGCCGUGCAGAGCAACGGGGCCCUGCUGAAGGACAAGCAGCCGGGCUCCAAGGGCGGCAGCAAGAAGCAGCAGCAGAACAAGGACAAGGAGUACUACGUGUGAGUGAGGCGCCAGGGCAGCACGCCGAGAGAGAGAGAGAGCGAGCGUGGGCCUGCUCUCGAGCAGAACCAGAGCGAGAGAGUGAGAGAGAGAGAGAGAGAGAGAUUGAGAGAGAUUAAGGAGGAAUGGUGAGAACAUUUAACUCUCGGCGUUCCUGUUUCAGGGAGCUGUUGACACAUGACGAUGGUAUGAUCACGGACCUUGGAUCUCUGUGCCAAGAGGACAACUGCUGACAUGUACUGUAAUAUAAAGCACACUUACUAUUGUAAGCAUACAGCAAAACGGCUAACUAGCAACUUUAGUGACCUUACUCUUCAAUCCAGUUCAGAGACGUUAUCAGUGUAGUAACAAUUAGCAGCUACAUCAUUCUCCUAAGUGACUUUUAGAGCUAUGUGAUCCUCAGUUAAAUAACAAAAAAAAUAGAUUUUUUUGUAUACGUGUUGAUGAUGAAUAAGCUCAUCUUAUCUUGACCGAUUUCAGCAUGUAAGCAACAUGUCGUGCUUAACAAGAGGGGGGUCAAGACACGAGAUCAUUGUAAAAGACAACACACGGGAAAAAAAAGGACUCUUUCCAUUUCAGAAUAUGACAAAUUUGUAUUGUUUAUACAUUAUACAAGUGUGGUGUCUUAUUUAUUUCCUUUUUUGCUGUAAGCAAAAAAAAGAAGAAAAUUACUGUGUAUCAAAUCAAGUGAGCAAAUUAUAAGGGCAGAUCUCGUAGGAUCUUUUAGCUCUGUGGCAUCUGAUUUAACAACUAUUACUCUCACUGUCUCACUGGCGCAGCGACGCAUUGGGACACACAGUUUGCUUGUGGCAAGAAGUGGUUGGUUAAUCUUGUCCUGGUUUAUAAAAAAUAAAAAUAAGCAACUGAUUGUAAAAUGCAUGCCAUCCUGAUACUACUGGAACGGUACAGUACAGUGCAGUACAGUACAGUGAAAAGUACAUUUCACAAUGUUUUCAACGAAAGACUUUGGGUUUUCCUCCAGGCCAAAACGGUUUUCAUCAUCAGACACACAAUCCUUUAUUUAUUUAUUUUUUUAAGCAGCUCUUUUGAUCCUCAUUUCCCUGAAAUGUCCCCUACAGGAAAAAAUAAGUGUGUGUAUAUAUAUAUAUAUAUAUAUAUAUAUAUAUAUAUAUAUAUAUAUAUAUAUAUAUAUAUAUAUCUCUCGAAAUACUUUAGUUGAUUUGCAGCCAGUGGUUGGUGUUCCUUCAGCUCUGUAUGUCGGGUUCAUUGCCUACGGUUCUAUUUUCUAUGGUGUUGUCUGGAGGGCAACAGAUACUAUAACACUGUUAACUAUACAGAAAUAAACCUAAUGUGAAAAAGUGUGAAUUCUAUUUGCUGUCACAGUCGACUGUGUCAAAACAAAAUUUGUUUACAUAUUUUACUACAUACUAGGCGUUGUACUUUGUAGGUAGGAUAUUGUACAUAUGCCAUGACAGUUGUAAUUUUUUAGUACCUCUAUUGUACAGACUGAGCAUAUGGUUUAUCAGUGUAUUUCAUGACAAAAAUCUAUAACUGUUAAUUCACGUGCGGAGAGAGACUUUAACCCAGACCGGGGAAAAUAGUGGUAUCAUGUACAGAGGCUUUUUGUACAGAGAGGAAUCUAUUGUUAGAAGUAGAAGCUCUUCACCAGAGAUGUUACAGAAGUCGUGGCAUGUGAGUGCUUGAGUUGUUGACAGCAGAUGCCGUCUUGAACUCGUCGUUACCCGUGGCUUUCCUGUUCUUGGGCGACACCUGGAGUGUUAUUCUCUCUGAAAGAGACAAAUAAAGACAUAGCUGUUGAUCAGAGUGGACGAGGACUGAGCAGAGCGUCGUUAUGGGAGGAACUGAACGGCACGAGUGCUUCUUAACAUCCUCCUCUUUCUGCAUCAGACGUCCGCCGUUAUGUUGGUUCUUAUUCAUUUCGUACCAUUAACAUGCCUUUUUUAUUUGUUUGCCAAUUUAUUUUGAGUUCUUUCUUUUGUUACUACAAAUGAACACAUUUUCACAUUUUUUUCAGUAAAAUGCUUAUAAAUAAAAUAUCUCUAUAUACAUAA